AUGCUGCGCGUAGCAGCAGCGCAGGCGUCGCGGCGCACAGCGCUUCGUCGCACAGCGGUGGUUCGCAGCAGACAGAUCCGACAGAUCAGCGCCGGCCGCCGCUACGCCCUGUUCGCGCGCCGGCGCUUCGACCGCUUGGCGGCCGCCACGACGGCCUCGCUCGAGUCCGCGGCCGCGACGCCGGCGCUGUCGGUCGUGCAGCACGGCGGCGCGGCGGUCAUCCUGUACGGGUUCUACGAGACGGACGUCAUGCUGCUGCGCCUGUGGACCGUGUCGGGCCUGAUCUGCUACAGCGUCGUGCCGAACGCCUGGCGCGGCAACGUGCUGCUGGCGGCCUGGGGCAGUCUCUUCGUGGGGCUCAACGCGUACCGCCUCGUCGAGCUCGCGUCGGAGCGCGUCCCGGUCUGGCUCGACGACGACGAGUGGGCGUGCUACGAGGCGUCGGGCCUGAACCGAUUUGUGGCGCCGUCGUGUUUUAAGCGCCUCGCGGCGCAGGGCCAGUUCGUCGACGAGCCCGCCGGUCGCGUGCUGAAGGAGGAGAACGACCCGUGCCCGAACUUCUUGGUGGUGCGGAGCGGCACCGUGCUCCUCUCGGCGCACGGCCGGCCUUUGGGGGGCGGCGUGCUCGGGCCGGGGGGGCUCGUGGGCAUCCCGGAUUUAGUGGAGGCGAAGCUUCUCGCCGACUCGAUAGCGGACGACCCGCUGCGACCCACGGGCUCGUCGUCGGCGACGCGUGUCAAGGCGCAGGCGGGCGACAAGGGCGCCCGAGUCCUGCGGUGGACGGCGAAGGACUUCCGGAGGGCCGUCGACGCCGAGAAGGACCCGAAGGUCCAGGCCCAGCUCAUAUUCUACUUGAACCAGCAGCUCCUCAAGAAGUUACAUUUGCGGGACCACGGCGUGGCCCGCAAAGAGUACUCGAACUUGUUGAGGGCGGCCCUGUCGUCGGGCCAGGUGGAAGCGCAGGAUCGGGCCGCGCUCCACGCCUUCCGCGCGAAGAACGGAUUGACCGAGGGCGACCACGCGGACUGCCUCGAGGCCCUAGGCUGGACGACGGAGGCCUUCGCCGUGGGCGCGCGCCUCGACGUCGAGGGAACAACGUCGGCGCUGCGGGCCCUGCUCGCCAAGGCGGCGCCGCGGUCCGCGGCCGCCGCGCCGAUGAAGCCGGCGGCCCCGGUAGAUGCGUCCGCGAAGCCGGACGCAUUAAAAGCGCCGGUGCCGGCCCUCGCAGCAGCCGUCGACGCGGACGCGGCGGCCGCGGCGGCCGUCGUCGCCGCGGCCGCGGGGGUCAAGGAGGACGAGCGCCGCCGCGCGGAAGCGCAACGCCGCAUCGCCAAGAUCGUGAAGCGUGCUGCGGACGAGCGCGCCGCCGCGCCGCCGCCGCCCAAGGCGAGGCCGUCGUUCCUCCGGCGCCUCGCGCCGUCCUGGGCGUCGCCGCAGAAACGGGGCCCCUCGCCCGCGCCGUCGUCGCGGCGGCGCGCCCUCGAGAAGGACGCCAGCGAGCGCACGCUGUACGGGACCGUCCGGAGCACCACGACUAUUGGCGACGACGCCGACGUCGCAGCGCUGGCCGCGGCCGCGCGCAAGUUCUCCGCGGAGCACCGGAACACGACGAGUCAGAGCCGCCUCAGCGACCGGGCGCGCCGGCUGUUUGCCGUGCGGGGCAUCAACUCGGCGCCACUCAUCACCGUGCCCGAGGCGCCGCCGUCGCCGGCGCCCCAGCCGACGACCCCAGCCGACCAUCGCCGGAACCUGCUCUCGGUCUUCGUGCCGCCUACGCCUGAAGCGCCCGCGCGGCCGCCGCCACCGGCCUUCGAGGGCUUCCGGCCCGACCUCCGGCGGUCGGCGUCGGACCAUCCGUCGCCGCCGGCGGCAAAUCGGCCGCGGCGGACGCGAUCGAGUUGAUAUUUUUACAUAAGUUGUGUCCUAGAG
This is a messenger RNA of Pelagomonas calceolata, 1929 nucleotides long. Lineage: Eukaryota; Pelagophyceae; Pelagomonadales; Pelagomonadaceae. The record is from the annotation of a GenBank genome assembly.